GAUAAGGUUUACUGUUGCCAGGUAGAGCAGAGGUAGAACAAGGUUUUGUGUUUAUAUCACUGUUGUUUCAAAUGUCUGCUUACAGGUGGCUGUGGUGUAUGGUGUACAUUUUCAUUGAUAGCACUUUUUGAUCAUGUCAUUCUGUCUACAGAGUGUUCUGUCUGCAAGGUCUUGGUUUGGUCUCUCUCCAACAGGUGACGGAACUCUCCCAGUCUUCGGCCUUGUCUCUCUCCAGGUGAUGAGCCUGUGUGGCUGGCUUUGGCUGCUCUACUGUCUCCAUGUCCCUAGGUGUGUCUGGGGUCUGGAUGGAGGUGGAGAGGGGGCUUGUCGGCUGGUAGCUAAGCCCGUCUCCGGCAGUGUUUAUCGGGCAGGAGAUGUGGUCAUUGGGGGCCUGUUCCCCAUCCAUGUGGAAGCCCCUCCACCAGAGCAGGAGUUCAGGAGCAUUAAGGGAAAUUCUACCUGUACAAUUUUCUACCAGCGUGCUUACCGUUGGCUCCAGACUAUGAUCUUUGCUGUGGAGGAGAUUAACCGUGACCCAGCCCUCCUGCCUAACCUCACCCUGGGGUUCCUGGCUGCUGACACAUGCCUGUCAGAGGGCACCACCCUGGGGGCAGCCCUAGCCAUGGUGACCGGCAAGGAGGCCUCCGUGGUGGGCACAGAGUGUGUCACAACCCCCGAGGUUCCUGUCAUCAUCGGGGAUGCCCGCUCCUCAGCUUCCAUCGUGGUGGCACAGACCCUCGGGCCGUUUGAUUUACCCAUGGUGAGUUACUUUGCCUCCUGUGCGUGUUUGAGUGACACCUGGAGAUACCCCUCAUUCUUCCGUACAGUACCCAGCGAUGCCUUCCAGGCUCGAGGCAUGGCCAGGCUGCUUUAUCAGCUGGGCUGGGUGUGGGUGGGGCUGGUGGCAGGGGAUGAUGACUAUGGCAAGUUUGGGGUUCAGCUGCUUCUCCAAGAGCUCCAGGGAUCUGGGGUGUGUGUCGCUUACUCUGAGGUCAUCCCAAAGGUAGCGUCUCAGAGACGUAUCAGGUACAUCGUAGACACCAUCAGAGGAUCUACUGCCAGAGUGGUGGUGACAUUUGCUAUCACAAAGGAUGCACAUGCACUGAUGGAAGAGGUUGUCCGUCAGAAUAUUACAGAUAAGCAGUGGAUUGCCUCAGAGGCCUGGGUCACUGACUCUACUCUCUCCUCCCCUGAAAACCUGCCCUCUCUUGCUGGGACCAUUGGAUUUGCCCUGAAGAAAGCCAACAUUCCCGGCUUGGGACCUUUCCUAACACGCCUCCAUCCAGAUGGGAACUACCAGAAGUCCGACCCCUUCCUGAGGUUAUUGUGGGAGGAGAUGUUUGGGUGUUCUCUGGGGGUUGACCUCAGCAUGACCCAGUCGUCAAGGCGACAGUGUACUGGGUCAGAGGUCAUAGGUGAGGGGGAGAGCCAGUAUGCUGACGUGUCUCAGCUGAGAGCCAGCUAUAAUGUGUACAAGGCUGUGUACGCCAUCGCCUACGCCAUACAGGAUAUGGUGGCCUGUCAACCAGGGGACGGAGUCUUUAAUGGUGGACAGUGCCCUGAUAUCAGGAAGCUUCAGCCCAGCCAGAUUGUUCGUUAUCUGAGGGGAGUGAACUUCAGUACUCCUGUGGGGGAAUCUUUCCACUUCGACAUGAAUGGAGAUCCGCCUGCCUCUUAUGACAUCAUCAACUGGCAUGUGACCCCCGAGGGGACGGCAGAGUUUGUCCAGGUCGGACAUUUUCUGUCCUCUGAGGGAUCAGGCGGCCAGAUUCACAUCGACAUGGAUAAAGUGGUGUGGGGUGGGGGCAGCGGAGAGGAGGUCCCUGUGUCUGUAUGCAGUGCUGACUGUCCCCCUGGUACCAGGCAUGCAGUACAGAAGGGGAAGCCUGUGUGCUGCUUUGACUGUCUGUCCUGUGCUGAGGGAGAGAUCAGCAACACAACAGGGUCAGAUGAGUGUAUUAGGUGUCCAGAGCGGUUCUGGUCCAACCCUGAUCGUACAGCCUGCAUCCCCCAGCUGGUGGACUUCCUCUCCUACAGCGACACCAUGGGUGUCAUCCUGUCUGUCAUCUCAGUUUCUGGGGCAACACUCACAGCCGGUGCCCUGGCCACCUUCCUCUACCACCGUCACACGGCCCUGGUGAAAGCCAACAACUCUGAGCUCAGCUUCCUGCUACUGCUGUCGCUCAACCUCUGCUUCCUGUGUGCGCUGGUUUUCAUUGGCCAGCCGAAGCCAUGGACGUGCAUGCUGAGACACACCCUGUUUGGUAUAAGCUUUGUGUUCUGCAUCUCCUGUCUGCUCAGCAGGACUGUGGUGGUGCUGGUGGCCUUCAGGGCCACUCUGCCUGGAGAGAACCUGAUGAGAUACUUCAGCCCCACCCAGCAGAGGAUGGGUAUCUCACUCUGCACACUCAUCCAGGUGCUGAUCUGUGUACUGUGGCUGGCCCUAGCUCCACCCCAACCGGCUGAGAGGGGAGGCAGAGAGGGUCGUGGGCCGAGGGUGGUCCUGGAGUGUGAGGUGGGCUCUGUGGUUGGUUUCUCUCUGGUGCUGGGCUACAUCGGCCUUCUGGCCUCCCUCUGUCUCCUCUUAGCCUUCCUGGCCAGGAAACUCCCAGACAACUUCAACGAGGCCAAGCUCAUCACCUUCAGCAUGCUGAUCUUCUGUGCUGUGUGGGUGGCCUUCAUCCCUGCCUACGUCAGCUCUCCUGGGAAGUACACAGUAGCUGUAGAGAUCUUUGCCAUCCUGGCCUCCAGCUUUGGGCUGCUGUUCUGUCUGUUUGCUCCAAAAUGUUUCAUCAUCCUCCUGAGACCAGAGAGAAACACCAAGAAACACAUGAUGUCCAAAUAGAAACCACCAAGAAACGCAUGAUGUCCAAUUAGAAACCACCAAGAA
This is a messenger RNA of Salmo salar (Atlantic salmon), 2890 nucleotides long. RefSeq names its product extracellular calcium-sensing receptor. The record is from RefSeq and is a predicted model, not a curated record. Gene Ontology annotation, cellular component: plasma membrane. Gene Ontology annotation, biological process: G protein-coupled receptor signaling pathway. Gene Ontology annotation, molecular function: G protein-coupled receptor activity. Lineage: Eukaryota; Metazoa; Chordata; Actinopteri; Salmoniformes; Salmonidae.